AUGUUCCCUAACUGGCUGGAGGAAAUGCUUAUGCUGGUGUUUCAACUGAAGUCCGAGUCUCCUAUGCCGUUGAUAAUACGAAGUCGACGACGAGAGAAACAGCUAGACUCUCACUAUAAGAUGAGCACCACUACCUCCGACAAGAUUUUGAUUAUGCUCCGUGGUUUGGACGAAGUCUUCAAUAUCUCAGUAUCUUCGCAACAAUGCCCAGGGAAUGGCGUCAUGACGGACGAUCUAAGAUCAAGUCUAGCCAAGGGACUCCAAGAAAACGAUAUGCUCGGGCUUGCACCACCAGCCACCAAUAUGGAAAAGAUGAGUUCUGCAAUACAAAGCGCUAGGAGAUGCAGUGGUGACCAGUCGCAGCUAAGGUCACGCCCAAGUCUAGAGGAGAACAUAAUGACGACUAACAACUUGAACCUUGACGUCGAAAGUGUCGCGGAAAUGGCAAUGAGCACCUGGUGGAGUCAGCUGGCCAGCAACGGAGUAGAUGAGCCGGAUAUGCGAUUCACAUCUGCGCUUCGUUUUCGUUCCACUAACCCCAUCUUGUCCUUUUCGAGGUCAGGGGAAUGGAACUACUACAUGACAUUGGCGGUAACGGGUUUAGUUGAGGUGUUUGGUAAUUUGACUCUUAACGUUUUGUUGAUAUGA
Messenger RNA from Cooperia oncophora, 648 nucleotides. Lineage: Eukaryota; Metazoa; Nematoda; Chromadorea; Rhabditida; Trichostrongylidae. The record is from the annotation of a GenBank genome assembly.